Molecule: messenger RNA, 2592 nt
Organism: Dujonia railenensis
Lineage: Eukaryota; Fungi; Ascomycota; Pichiomycetes; Serinales; Debaryomycetaceae
Source: the annotation of a GenBank genome assembly
AUGGAGUCCAAGAGAGUAUCGUCAUAUUCUUAUCUACGUAAUGGAGGAAGAAAUGGAUCGGGUGGUGGAGGAUCCAGCAUUGAGGUAGACCUUGAUUCGCAGUUGUUGAAAAUCUCCGCGGCCUUUGGGUCGGCACAAACCACGACGGACUUGCACAAGCUUAUCAAGACCAUCGACUCGACCACCGCUCAAAUCGACAAGACGUUGAGUCAGAAGACGGUGAUUGAACUGAGAAAAUUGCAGCAUGAAUUGUCAGGAAUUGAGCUCAGUCGAGCCAAGUUAUCCUCGACCACUGAGGUAUCGUCGCAGUUGUCAGAACUCUUCAGCUCUGCCAAUGAUUUGGGGCAUACCUUGACCAUAAAAAUAAAGAGCUUGGACCUGGAGAUAAACAAGGUCAAGGACACGUUAAAUUUCGUAACCAAUAUCCAAUUGUUGAAGAAUAAUAUCAACCAGGCGUUCUAUGCCUUGGAUCAUAGUGACUGGGAGACCGCUGCGAAGUGUAUCAACACCAUAAAGAGAGAAGUGCCCGAGGAAUUGAUUAACGGAGAGUAUGCUUCCGUAGUGAUUCCCUCCACAGAUGUCCCAGAACUUCCAACGGUGACAUUAUCGAACUGGAAGGUUCAAUUGGCCAGCACGUUCCAAGAAAAGUUCAACAAGGCUGCCAACGACAGAGACGUACCAGAGAUGACGAAAUACUUCCAACUUUUCCCGUUGAUUGACAAUGAAGAGGUAGGGCUUGCAUGCUACUCUAAAUUCAUAUGCCUGAUCAUUGGUGAUACCCUGAGACUGCUUAUUGGAUCAAUAAGCGGUAAACAACAGAUGCAAUCAACUACUGGAGUGUACUCGUCAAUAGCGCUGCAGUUGUUUGAAAGCAUUUCUAUGAUGUUGUCUCACCACGGGCCGUUGAUUAAGAAGUACUACGGUGCCACGUACGAGGGCGCUUUAAUAUUCGUCAUCAAUAAAAUCCAGGGAGAAAUCGACUCUCAAAUAGGUCUAGUAAGUGAUACCUUUUACGAUGUUAGAAGAAUUGAUAAAGUUAUCCAAGAUGUUGGAUUGUACAAGUUUCCACUCCUUAAUAGAAGGUUGCGAGAGGGAGUUGCCGAAGAUCAACAACAUCAGCAACAGCACAGCGAGUUUAAUGGAUACGAUGAUCAAGAACUGGAAAUUGUCUCUGUUGUCUCCGUCGGGGACUUGAUGGGAGAAUUGGCGUCAAUCCUCCACUUCUGGAGUUUAUAUUGUAAAUUUAUCACAACAAAAUAUAUCCAGCCACCACAAGGUGCUCCAACCGAGUUAAAGCUCCCACAAUUGAUCGAAUCUUCAAAUUUCACGUCCAAGAUACAGUCAAAACUAUUACCGUCAUUUGAAAUUCUUGCAACUUACUACUUCCGUAGAUCUAUAGAAAAGGCCAUUAGUAUUGAAGAAUUGCCUUCGUUGGAGCCUUACUUGAUUGCCAGCUCGACAUCAACUUCUCCUGACCAACCCCCUGUCUCGUCGGUGAUUGACGAUACUAUAUUCGUGUUGAACACGGCGCUUCGAGCAAUAGUUGACACUUCUCAACCUUCAGCGGUUAAGCAUUUUAUAACAGAGGCUUACAAGAUUAUUCACCAAGACUUGUUGAUCGGGUAUAUUGUUAAAAGUUUGAGAGAAAAUCAACCAAGAUACAACUCCAUGUUACAUUUAGUGCAAGCACCAUCUGCUUCUUCGUCUCUGCAUCAAAGUCCUGGUAACACAAGAAGUAGUACACCAGUUCCAGAUUCCAUAGGUGCCGGAAGCUUCUUCAAGGGUGCUACCACAGCCCUUGGUUCCGUUGUUAACUCAACAACAGCUGGAGCUAAAGAACAGAGCCCUAAGCUUAUCAAUUUCGUCCUAUUAUUAAACACUCUAGCAAUGGGGCAAGAGUAUUUCACCAAGAUCAUUGAUAACAUUGUUAGGAGCAACCCAGAAUUCUUAAUGCAAAACUUCCCAUUCAACAAUGAUCUGAGCAAGAUAGAAAAGAUCUUCACCAACGAAUUUUUAGAACCCUUCAUCUCUUCUACAAACAAGCUUAUUCAAGAGAAUCUUAUUGUUUUAUAUAAUCAAUCUAUAAGACAAAAUUUGACAAGAUUAGUGAACGAUUUCUUACCAGAAGUUUCGAAUUCGUAUUUGAUCUAUUCUUCCAGUUCUCUCAAUGACCCCACGAUAAUGAUUAAGAUUUCCUCGUCGUGGCAGGCAUUGAUUAGACCGUACAGACAGUCGUUCCAUAAGUCGUUACUUUUUAGCAAGUUGUUAAGGCUCUUGGUUAUCAACUUGGCUAAUUUAAUUGAAAAGAAGUUGAUGAAUGUCUUGGAGAAGUUCAAGGUGAAUGAAUUGGGUGCGUUGAAGUUGGAAAAGGACUUGUCCUUCUUCAUCAGCGAGGUGUGUGAGGAUAACUACGACUUAAGAGAAAAGUUUGUCAGAGUGACGCAGUUAGUUUUGUUGGUUGGUAUGGACGAUGAAGAGUACGACUUGAGCGUCCAGACUAUAGAUAAUGAAGGAAGCGAGGACGACGCACUUGGAAUAAAUUGGGUAUUGACUCCGUUGGAGAGGAAAAAGGCAAGACAGUUCAGAAUAUAG